AUGAUACGACUAUAUGUUAUAUUGUUCAAAAUUCUCGUUGUAAGGUCAGUUGUCAUUCAGACGCCGAAUGGUGAUAUUAGUGGUUCAACUUCCAAUGGGGUCGAUAUCUACUUAGGUAUCCGCUACGGUGACAUAAGUGAACGUUGGUCUCCGGCACAGUUGCCUCUGGCAUGGACUGGUAUCAUCAACGCUACUUCCUUCAGUUCGAUCUGCUAUCAACUGGGGCCCUACGAACUACCGCAACCCUAUCCAGAAAGUGAACACUGUCUAUUUUUGAAUAUAUGGGUACCUCAACAUGUUACCUCGAGUCCUGUUCGUGUGUGGUUCCACGGCGGUGGGUAUACAGCUGGUGCAGGGAGUGAUUAUGACUCACAGGAGCUCGCUCGUCUCUCUGGAUCGAUCGUUGUGACAAUUAAUUACCGCCUCGGAUCGUUUGGCUUUUUCAAUUUACCUUUCACAAGCGAUGUGAAUGUGGGAUGGCUUGAUCAACAGUUAGCACUGAAAUGGAUACAAGCAAACAUCGGGGCGUUUGGCGGUGACAAAACAAAUGUGAUGUUGUUUGGACAAUCAGCUGGCGGGAGCUCUGUCCUGGCUCAUCUACUGAUGCCCGCGAGUUGGCCGCUCUAUUCUAAAGUGAUUAUGCAAUCCGUCGGACCAUUUAUUCUUCCGGACUGUAAAGAAAGUGAACAGCGUAACAUAGAAUUACUUGAGAAGUACUAUCCUGAGUGUCAUUCGAACCUAACUUGUAUUCGGACGAUGAAUGCCUCAGUAUUCAAUCAACGACUCAAGAACGAAAAUAUUAACUGGAUCGAUUUCUGGCCUUGCGUAGGUGGACGAUCGCAAUUGCGCGCACAACCUCUCGCAUUAAUUCGUAAAGGGGAAUAUAAGAAGGUACCGAUACUUGCUGGAAUCACCUAUAAUGAAGGACAAAGCGUUGCACUCUCUUUCAAUCAGUUUCAGAUAGAAAUGAAUUCAACAAGGUAUCGACAACUGGCAUCGCAGUAUAAAAUACCUGCAGAGUUCACUAGUAUAUACGAUAAACCAGGAGACUAUUUCAGUGCGUUCAGUGGGCUUUUUGGAGAUUAUCAUAUUAGCUGUCCUAGUAUGGCGCUCUUCAAUCGCCUUUCACCAUCGAUCUAUGUCUAUUCAUUCGUUCAUGCAACUGAGAAGUGGGCGUUCACUCCAUUCCACUUCAAUGCCACCCAUAGCACCGAUAUACCCUAUGUAUUUUACAAUCAAUUUGCCUCGACGAAUUUCACUGUGGAAGAAGCAUCACUAUCCAAAAGAUUGAUUGAAUACUUUAAAAUUUUUCAUUUGAACGGAUCGCCGUUAUGGCCAGCCUACGAGAAUAAUCAAACAGUACUGGUGCUUGAUUUUGACAUUAAGUCACAAUUCAGUCUCGGUGAACGGCUUUUGGAGUAUUGUCCACGAAUUCUGAAAUAUCUCGAAAAAUAUGAUUGUGAAGUCUAUUCAACUUCUCAAACUUGUUUAGAAAUAGACAAUUGUCAGUGGAUCGAUGAGAAAUGUCAAGCACCGUCACCAUCAUCAGCUUCUCGCAUUCUUUACCACGACUAUCUAUUUGUUCUCCUUAUUUUAUUUUCAGGGAACUUUCUAUAUUGGUCAUAA
Didymodactylos carnosus is the source of this 1626-nucleotide messenger RNA. NCBI's taxonomy places the organism in Eukaryota, Metazoa, Rotifera, Eurotatoria, Philodinida, Philodinidae. The record is from the annotation of a GenBank genome assembly.